Dunckerocampus dactyliophorus (ringed pipefish) is the source of this 1828-nucleotide messenger RNA. Its product is annotated as ras-related protein ORAB-1-like. The record is from RefSeq and is a predicted model, not a curated record. The coding region runs from base 356 to 967 and encodes 203 amino acids. NCBI's taxonomy places the organism in Eukaryota, Metazoa, Chordata, Actinopteri, Syngnathiformes, Syngnathidae. The transcript is spliced from 6 exons. Gene Ontology annotation, molecular function: GTPase activity; GTP binding.
CACGUUUCACUAAUUACGUCAUAGGUUUCAGUCUGACAGGUUGCCGUUGCACUAAUGACUCACCCGCAGGUAGGGAGGGAUCACUUUGUAGUUGACGCAUAACCCCUCGUUUAAUGUCAUCUUUUGUGAGUCGCGUGUAAAGGAGCAACCAAGCUGCGAGUUGUGUGUUAUUCCCGCUGUUUAACUUGCUGAGUUGGCUCCUCUUCCUGGUCAGCCAUUUUGAUUUAUUUCUGAGCGACAAGCAGCCGGCCCGUGUGUAUGCUAGCCACCGCUCCCAUUUCCACACAGCGAACCAUAUCUGCCGAACUAAAGGAGCCCCUUACGAGACCGGAACACACUUCACAACAAGUCCACAAUGAAUCCCGAAUAUGACUAUUUAUUCAAACUUCUCCUGAUUGGUGACUCUGGUGUUGGAAAAUCUUGCCUUCUUCUCCGGUUUGCAGAUGACACAUACACAGAAAGCUACAUCAGCACAAUUGGUGUGGACUUCAAAAUACGAACCAUAGAACUAGACGGAAAGACCAUUAAACUUCAGAUUUGGGAUACCGCAGGUCAAGAAAGGUUUCGCACCAUUACGUCCAGCUACUACAGAGGUGCUCAUGGUAUCAUUGUAGUGUAUGAUGUCACAGACCAGGAGUCCUUCAACAACGUCAAACAGUGGCUGCAGGAGAUUGACCGUUAUGCCAGCGAAAAUGUUAACAAGCUGUUGGUCGGCAACAAGUGUGACCUGACGACAAAGAAGGUGGUGGAUUACACAACAGCGAAGGAGUUUGCGGACUCUCUGGGUAUUCCAUUCUUGGAAACCAGCGCCAAGAACGCCACCAAUGUGGAGCAGGCCUUCAUGACCAUGGCUGCAGAAAUUAAGAAGAGGAUGGGCCCCGGGGCUGCCGCCGGCGGAGGCGAGAAGCCCAACGUGAAGCUAACCCCUGGCACAACCGUCAAGCCUUCGCCGGGAGGCUGCUGCUGAGGGCAAACGUACUCCUGCUGUCCUGCCCCCUGCUGGACAGGCCUGUACCUGCCAUCUUCCUGAAAACUCUACCACAAUCAGACAGGGUAGGGAUGACAUGAAUCACACGUGUACGUGAGAACAAGAUGACGUAUUUGUACAACAAUGUAGCACACUACCAAAAUAAAGCUUCCUUGUCGUCAUCCUGUCCUGCUAUUGAUAACACGUACAACAAAACAGUCAUCAUUUCACCUGACAUGGUCCUGUCAAUCACCUUCAUCUCAAUCUUUGCUUUUAUUCGCCUUCUCAUGAGACUCAUGAUGUGUUUCACUGCAUUCCUUUUUGGCUUUUGGUAACGGAAUCUGUUUCAUGAAGGCUUUUUUUGUCUGUAUAGCCCUUUUUUUUCUUUUUUUUUUUUCUUUUUUCUUUUUGUUUACAUCUGCAUGCUCUGGUCUGUCCCCAGCUUAUUUCUCAUUUGAUUCGACAACCUCAGCACAGCAGUGUCGCACCUCAAGUGUAGUGCUGUAUGUACAUACUAUACGUGUGUGAAUACAGUGGAAGCCGUUUAUGUCGACACUCCUCGGACUGGCAGGCUCAUGUCGACAUAACCGAAACCGAACUAGCCAUUGCUUGCACACUUACUUGUGACUUUGUCCACAGACGUAAGGAGAGUGGCUGAUGGUAAAGGAUUUUCAUUUGUUGACGUGUUUUUCCUCCAUUUGUGCAUAUUUUUAUUUAGUUUCUUUCUUUCCAUAUAUUAUGUUUAUCUAACAGAGCUUCAGCGGUAAUUUGGUUGUAUGUCUUGACUACAAUGCCAAUAAAAUUUUUCGACAUGCGUAAAAUAUCUUUUUUGUCGUCCACUCUGGGGGAAAAAAAACAAAA